Molecule: messenger RNA, 2081 nt
Organism: Girardinichthys multiradiatus
Lineage: Eukaryota; Metazoa; Chordata; Actinopteri; Cyprinodontiformes; Goodeidae
Product: chemokine-like factor
Exons: 4
Coding region: 1421-1870 (149 amino acids)
Cellular component (GO): membrane
Source: RefSeq, a predicted model, not a curated record
GACGCUGUAUUGGCCACAAAAGGAAGUCCUACACCAUACUAAUAAAUUAUUGUGGUCUAAACCCAGGUGUUUCAGUUUCAUUGUCCAACCCCUGUAUAUGCCUGCUUGUAUGUGCAGGAUCACGGGGGUGGGGGGUGCCUUUAUCCAGGAGUACCUGUCCAGGGUCUACCCCACUCCAUCAUACGACUAAACAGAGACAAAUGGGACAAACAGCCAUCUUAUAUUUGUGGAUUUUGGGAGGAAGCCGGAGUACCCAGAGAGAAGCCAAACAUGCAUGGGAGAACAUGCAAACCCCAUGCAGGAAGAUUCCAGGUGGGAUUUGAACCUAGGAUCUUCUUGCUGCAAGGCAACAGUGCUAACAAUAAUUUAUACACCGAGUAGUGUCAAAAGAAGAGUUCCAAUAAAAGAUAAGCAAUGGAUUUAAAGACUUACAGGAAAAUGUAAUUAUUACAUAAAAUGUAAAAUGCUAAUUUAGAACAUAUGGGUACUUAUGCAGUGCUGAAAUGUUACUUCUAGCUACAGAAAGCAGUUGUGUUUUUAUUCCUGAUUAAAAUGAGCAACCAGUUUCUACACACCUCAGGUUUUUAUGGUUGGUUUCAGACAAUGAUGAACUGUGAGACCAUACAGUCUUUAAAGCAAGACUUUAAAAUCUAUCUACAAAUCUGCAGCUGUUAUGGAGGAAUUGGUGUAAUAUUCACUCACUUCUGUAAAUACAUUAAUUAUGGUUGACUGAUUUCUUAUUUAAGCCAAAUUUUUAGCUGCAUCGCUGUAAUUUUGUUUAAAUAGCUCUCUGGAUGGGGCACUGUGGUGGCGCAGGAGGCUUCAGUCCUCGACGCAGCUGUCACGAGUUUGACUCCCGGCAUAAGUGACCUUUGCUGCAUGUCUUUUUUCCCUCUCUCCAACCCUUUCCUGUCAGAUUACUGUUGAAAAAAAUUUGAAAAGUAAAGGCCACUAGUGUCACACAAAAACAUUUUAAAAAAGCCCUCUGCAUAACUGCUACUGUUACUAUAAGAGACCUGGCAGUAAAAAGGUUUAAAUCUUUAAACUCUAAAGAGGAAAGUCUUGAAGGAUUUAAUACAGUACAUGUUGGCGACACGUACUUAAUCAGUCUUACUUCUGAAGUUCACCUUUGUUUUUGUUUUUUUGCACUCUUGCUCUAGCUUUAAAUUUUUCAAUUCCUCUCCGGUUAACUGCAAUAAUCCUGUAUUAACGUCUACGGUGUAUGUUUUGUUGCAUGGCUGAGUCAAAGCAUAUUAUUAAAGGCUAAAUUUGGCUUAUAUUAACUGUUUUUUUAGCUGUCAGGACAAAAUGUAGAAGUUGUUUUCACAACAGUCAUUUUCUGUUCCAACUCAAAGGACCUUGCAUGUCACAGGAAACAGACUGAACCAAGUUGUCAUUUUGCAAAUGAAAUGCCACCAUCAUGUCACAGAAUGACAACCAAAGAGCCUGGCACGCGGACGCUACUUUUCUCAAAUCCAGGAGGGGAAUAAUGAAAGUGGCAGAGAUGGUGACCCUGUUUGUUGCAUUUGUGUGUUUCGCUGUUGCCUCCAGUCCAAAGUACCUUGCAGCCACAGCAUUGGAGUUUCUAAUCACUUUACUUCUGCUGCUUUUAUACCUACUGAAACUCAACAAGAGGAUCACUUUCCUCUUUUGGCCUAUCGUUGAUGUUUUUAAUUCAGUGUUUGCAGCAGUCUAUCUCAUUGUCUUGAGCCUGAUGGCGUUGACUUCAUACUCUGUCACAGGAAACCUGGUUGGAGGGGUGGUGUGCCUAAUGUCAGCUGGACUUGUGUUUGUGGACAGCUACAUACUUUUCAAGAACAUCACAUUCAACAAAUUAAGAAAGGAAACACAGAAUCAAAUUAAUGAAUAAAAACUGCAUAGUUAUUGAAAAAGCAUUAAAGGAGGCUGCAAACCUCACCUGCUGAAGAGUUUAUCUGUAUUGUAUUUGAGACCAUUUCAUUCUUCUCAAUAUUUCUGCUGCUUUUGUCUUCAUAAUACCAAUACAAGCCCUUUUUGUGGAAUGGUUACAAUAAGUGAAAUGUUUUUCAGAAUAAGUCUUUAAUAAAGCACAUAAUAUAUCA